Messenger RNA from Branchiostoma belcheri (Belcher's lancelet), 2555 nucleotides. Its product is annotated as cholinesterase 1. The record is from RefSeq and is a predicted model, not a curated record. NCBI's taxonomy places the organism in Eukaryota, Metazoa, Chordata, Leptocardii, Amphioxiformes, Branchiostomatidae. Gene Ontology annotation, biological process: acetylcholine catabolic process; choline metabolic process. The transcript is spliced from 7 exons. Gene Ontology annotation, molecular function: acetylcholinesterase activity. Gene Ontology annotation, cellular component: plasma membrane. The coding region runs from base 586 to 2415 and encodes 609 amino acids.
AGAAGUAUUCAAAUAGAAGUACAGGUGGCAGUGUCCGAGUGUACAUAUGGUUCAACAUGGGGUGCGGACAGCUACAUUAGGGACGAUGUGAGAUGCCCCACACACUAAUCAGUUCCUGACCAGGAUAACGGACCACAAGGAAAUGCCCAAUCAGCCGGGAUCCUUCUAUUCUACUAUGGACCGUCUAUUUGUUCUCCGAAAAUAAGCUGGUGAAGAUUCGCAGAUGCUCGGAAUGUGAAGAAGGACUUUCAGUCGGUCAGUACUGGACUACAACUACCUACUGACUGCCAAGCCAACAAUUCGUCCCCGUAAUAAGCGAUGCAGCACUACUGAAGGUCGAGAAAAGGGACCCUUAAGAUUCCAGACCCCAAACUACAUUUUCAGAGAUGAAAGGGCGACGAUAAUAGAGACGACUGUCUGUGGGCGGAACUGUGUAGCGUUGUGUGGGCUGUGAAUACCGCCAUUGUACCAGCCGGGAACGGACACUUUCUCUCAGUGGUUCCGGCGGACAGCGUAGGUCAGAGCUAGGGGCCGAUCUGCUUCAGAACUCCUCUCCGUUUUGAGAUUAUCGGUCGACAAAACAGCAUGUCAUUGCGACUGUUGCUACAGAUUCUACCUCUCCUGAUGUUCGUGCGGACGUCUGUUGACGCUGCUACGUCACGCGUCGUCACGACGUCAGCCGGACAGGUUCGUGGACUCGAGCUUGACGUCCUGGGAAGGAAGGUCAACGCAUUCUUGGGGAUUCCUUUCGCAAAGCCGCCGGUCGGGGACCUGAGAUUCAAAGCACCGGAGCCCGCGGAGUCAUGGAGCGACGUCUACGAAGCCACAGAGUUCCCUAACUCCUGUAUGCUGGCGCCGGACGUCACGUUUCCCGGCUUCCAUGGUGCGGAGAUGUGGAACCCCAACACGCCCAUCAGUGAGGACUGUCUGUACCUGAACGUGUGGCAGCCGUCCGCCCCCACCACUCCCACAGGAGCAACCGUCCUGGUCUGGAUCUACGGAGGGGGCUUCUUCUCGGGUACGUCAUCUUUAGACGUGUACGACGGAAGGUACUUGGCACGUAUGGAGGAUGUGGUGGUGGUGUCCAUGAACUAUCGUCUGGGCGCGCUCGGUUUCUUGUACACCGGCUCAGAGGCUGCGCCGGGAAAUGUCGGACUCUUGGAUCAACACCUCGCACUGGUGUGGGUUCAACAGAACAUACAGGCCUUCGGAGGGGAUCCGGAGAAGGUCACCAUCUUUGGAGAGAGCGCAGGCGCGGCGAGCGUGAGCUUCCACAUGAUGUCUCCCAUGAGCAGGGAUCUGUUCCAGAGAGGGAUCCUGCAGAGCGCCUCCGCGGUCGCUACCUGGGCAGUGACACCUACCGAACAAGCGCGGCGCCGCAGCAGGGCGCUGGCCAUAGACAUCGGGUGCUCGGCAGAGGAGGAGGACAUGGAUGUACUCGUGGCCUGCCUGAGAGAGGCUCCGGCUCAGACUAUCCUAGACCACGAGUGGAACGUUGUGGACUUGUCUGACGCACACUUCCUCGCUGACCUCCCUUUUGUACCAGUAAAGGACGGACAGUUCAUCACAGAAAACCCUGCUGAGGUGUUCGAAAAAGGUACUUUCAAAGACGUUGACAUCCUCGUCGGAUUUGUCAGGAACGAGGGAAAUUUCUGGCUAGUGUACGGAGUACCAGGUUUCGACAAGGAUACAGACAGCAUUAUCAAUAGGGACACGUUUGUAGGAGACAUAGGAUAUUGCCAUCCCCUGUUGAACGACAUUACGGUUGAGGCCACGGCGUUCGAGUACACAGACUGGCUGCACAUUGACCAGAACACCAUGUAUCGAGAUGCGCUGGAUAACGUCUUCGGGGACCCCUUCUUCGUCUGUCCGACUGUGGCCGCGGGGAAGGCCCACGUCAACCACGGCAGGACAGCAUACGUGUACGAGUUCGCGCAGGUGGCCUCAAACUUGGCGUGGCCACACUGGAUGGGCGCCAUGCAUGGGUACGAGAUAGAGUUCAUCUUCGGGCUCCCUAUCGAUCCGAAGUGGAACUACACCGCCGAAGAAGGGGAACUAGCCCGCAGGAUGAUGCGGUAUUGGACCAACUUUGCGAGAACCGGUAAUCCGAACAAGAGGACUGCUGACGACCCGACGGAGGACAUAUGGCGGCCGUACACGGAGGAGGGGCGGGAGUACAUGGUCCUGGACACCGACGGAACCCGGAUGUUGAACGGUCCGAAGAGCAAGCAGUGUGCAUUCUGGGAUCGAUACAUGCCCAGCCUUCAGCAGGAGACAGACGCUCUUAUUAACGACGCGGAGCCGUGCAGUUCAGGCGGGAAGUCCUGGCGUUCUGAAGGAGUUUCCAAGUUCAGCAGUUUUGUGACCGUUGCCCUGGUGUUGGCUGUGCAUCAGCUGCAUCUGCUUGGACAUUAAGUGAACCUGCGGCUGUAUAGCUGAGCGGAUAAACUGACAGAUAAGUACUGACAUCGCCCAGUUAACCAUUCCGCCUUGGACAUAUCCGCGCCAGCGGAGGAAUACAGGAGUGGUUGUGCACUCUUCAAAAUUCAGAGUCG